Molecule: messenger RNA, 1629 nt
Organism: Onychostoma macrolepis
Lineage: Eukaryota; Metazoa; Chordata; Actinopteri; Cypriniformes; Cyprinidae
Gene: kcnip3b
Product: Kv channel interacting protein 3b, calsenilin
Exons: 8
Coding region: 614-1306 (230 amino acids)
Biological process (GO): negative regulation of transcription by RNA polymerase II; regulation of potassium ion transmembrane transport
Cellular component (GO): nucleus; voltage-gated potassium channel complex
Molecular function (GO): RNA polymerase II cis-regulatory region sequence-specific DNA binding; potassium channel regulator activity; DNA-binding transcription repressor activity, RNA polymerase II-specific
Source: RefSeq, a predicted model, not a curated record
UACAGAGAUCCAAGACCCCUCUUGUAUGUCCAGCUAUAUUAAUAAAGUCAGUAGUUUUGUAUCAUGCAAGUAAAUGAAUGACACACCAGUUCAACUGCAUCUAAACAUACAUUAUGGCUGGCUCAUCAUUGUGCAUUAUUGCUAAAGUGAUGGAGAGGGAAGAGGGAGUGUCUGAGUCUGGAGAUCUGACUCUUUCGGUGCUCUAUAAGAAAUAUAUAGCCUGAAGAGGACCAUGACGCACUAGUCUGUGGAGACCAAAGCUGAAGGAGGUUUCCGUAUGUUUGAUGUUGUUAUAGAGAUACAUGGAUGAGGAUGUGAAGGAAUUUCUAACUUGGUGACUUUGUUUAAUUUUUUACUUUAUUUUAAAGGAUCCGUAGUGCCGGCGUUACCGUACGGUUUACAUUUGUGGUUUGUUUAUAGCUUAAUGCAUCACGAAUUCAGAAUUGUUACGGGAAUGGACUCUUAAGACUUUAUCAAACUUGUUGCUGCAGAAACAUUGAUGAGAUGAGUUGUUUUUCUUAAAAUUGUCCGUUUGAAAUCUAGCAUGACCUCUUGACCUUUGCAAAUUUUCUUAAAGGAAUCGCAUAGCUUAUCGCAGUUACCACUCGUUGCAAUGGCUAUUCAGGGCAUGGAGCUGUUUGCAGUUGCUGUAGUGAUUCUUAUGUUUGUAAUGGUGCUCAAACAGUUUGGCAUCACGGAGCCGCUGUCGCUGGACGACAGUGCUGACAGUGAUCUGGAGUUGGCCAUGGUGCGGCAUCAGCCGGAGGGCCUGGAGCAGCUCCAGGCUCAGACCAAGUUCACUAGGAAGGAGCUGCAGUCGCUCUACAGAGGCUUCAAAAAUGAGUGUCCCAGCGGAUUGGUGGAUGAGGAGACGUUUAAAUCGAUCUAUUCCCAGUUCUUCCCUCAAGGAGAUGCAACCACAUACGCACAUUUCCUUUUCAAUGCUUUUGACAUGGACCGAAAUGGCUCUAUACGUUUUGAGGACUUUGUAAUCGGCCUGUCUGUUCUGCUUCGAGGUUCUGAGACAGAGAAACUGAGGUGGGCCUUUAACCUGUAUGAUAUUAAUAAAGACGGCUACAUCACCAAAGAGGAAAUGCUGGCUAUCAUGAAGUCCAUCUAUGACAUGAUGGGCAGGUAUACUUUUCCUUGUGUAAAAGACGAUGCUGCAUUUGAACACGUGGAGAAAUUCUUCCAGAAAAUGGACCGAAAUAGAGAUGGUGUUGUAACCAUAGAUGAAUUCAUAGAGACCUGUCAGAAGGACGAGAACAUUAUGAGCUCCAUGCAGCUGUUUGAGAAUGUCAUCUAGAGCGCAGCAUGAAGUGCAGAAUGAUCCUGGCUCUUUUUCCACAUCGGCUCUCAGCAUCGUUCCAUUAGUCCUCAAGCGCUCCACAGGGACUCUCUAGAAACACUUGUGUUUUGUACCUAGGCCUUGCACAUCAUCUGUAGCAUGUGAAUGAAUAUUUUGAUUGAUUGCAUUGAAUGCUUUAACAAAAGGAUGUGGGUCGUCUGCGUGCGUCUCAAUUUAAUCUUUGGCAUUCAAGACCGGUUGUAAAUGCUCAUUUGUGUAUAUGUAGAUAUAUCUGUGCUCUUAAACUAGUUUCUGCAUAGAUAAAUGAAUUUUUGCAUGUU